AGGAAUUUGCCCUUUGAGAUCCUGAAAUAUGACCCUUUGACAUACGAACCGAUCCGAACGGACGUGGGGCGCUGCGUGAGAGCUAAUAAAGGAGAGACCGGCAUUUUGGUCGCCCCCUUGUCGGCCACCAACCCCUUCCUGGGCUACGCGGGGAACCAGACGCAGUCAGAGAAGAAGCAACUCCGGCAUGUCUUCCAGGAGGGCGACCUCUACUUCAACACUGGGGAUCUCAUGGUCCAGGACCAUUGGGAUUUUGUGUAUUUCCAGGAUCGGAUAGGAGACACCUUCAGGUGGAAGGGAGAGAACGUGGCUACGACAGAGGUGUCGGAGGUCCUGGGUGAUGUGGAUUUCUUGCAGGAAGCAAACGUGUACGGCGUGACUAUUCCAGGGUACGAAGGCAGAGCCGGAAUGGUGGCGGUCGUCUUAAAAUCCGACCAAUCGCUGGAUGGGAAGAAGCUAUAUAGUCACUUGUCGGAAAGGCUGCCUGCAUACGCCUGGCCGCGGUUUCUGCGGGUUCAGGUAUCCCUGGAUGUGACGGAAACAUUUAAACAACAGAAAGCAAAACUGGUCCAAGAGGGGUUUUCUCCAUCCAUUGUUCAGACGCCCCUGUAUUUCCUGGACACGUCCAAAAAAGAUUACAUUCCUCUCACCGAGACUGUGUAUGACAGCAUCAUAAGUGGAGAAAUAAGACUGUAAAACAAGCUGUAAAAGAAUAUAGCUAAAAAAACAGGGAUCCAUUCAUAAAUGAGUAAUUGUCUCAACUUAGAAAUGAUUUUGAUAAUAAUUAUAUAAGACAUUGUCUUAUAUAAAUUCAAAAAUAUAAUGAUGGGAACAGGUUUUAAACUUAGCAACUGAAUGAAUAAAAUUAAAUUAGCUCAUAGGGAUUGUUUUUCUUUUUUAAUGGAUUUAUCCCAGCAUGCAUUUGAGUUGCUCUAGCACUUUUUAGGUGUUUUUUUUUCACUUUUUUAUGGUUUAUAGUUAUAUUGUUGCUGACAGCCUCAACUUGUGCUGCAGAUGAACGGAACGGUGUUUGUCCAUCUCAUUUUGGCAAAAGACGACAGAUCACAUGUAAUUCGGGGACCUUUGAUGUCUCUUCCAGCAGAUUUUUAAGGGUUUUUGUUGAGACGUGUUCACAUAUAGAUAAGAUGUAUACUAUACACACACAUGUGAAAUGCGUCAACUGGAGAAGCAUUUCACUACAUUCCAUCAAAUCUUCCGCGUGAAGUGUAGCUUAGCAGCGUAGCUUAGCAGCGAACGCCGAGCUGGAAUUCGUUUGCUGGAUGAUUUGUCUGAGUUUUUUUUUUUUCCUGGGGCUGCAUGUGCAUCUGCUUUAGGCUCAAGUAAAAAUCUUAUAUUUUAACUCUUUAGUAUGUUACCAUUCACACUACUUGCAAGUAUUUAAAUGACUGUUGAAAUAGUUGUAAUUCAUCUAAAUUUUGUAAACUUGGUUACGCAUUUUCCAUCUGUAUUUUGCUAAAUAAAGGAUAGUACAAGUUGUGCGA
Molecule: messenger RNA, 1502 nt
Organism: Paramormyrops kingsleyae
Lineage: Eukaryota; Metazoa; Chordata; Actinopteri; Osteoglossiformes; Mormyridae
Source: RefSeq, a predicted model, not a curated record